AGUAAAUUUAGUCCUCUUUGCUGUAGUAAAUGGCGUCCAAUUUUUUUUUCGUCAAUUUAUUUGGCUGGAAUUAAAAAAAUAUAAUAGAACUCGCAUACUACUAUUGGAUCACAUUAAUCAAGGUCAAACUCGGAUCUGAGCCGUCCAAUCUUUAUCAUCUUCUCUCAUCAAUUCACCAACGAAAAAUUACAGCAUGCACACCAACACUGCUGAUUUGGUUCAUUGUUACCUGAAAUUCCGUUCCAUGGACUCAAAUAUGAUCCGAUUGUCAGCUCCAUCUACCUACAAUCACAACUACUACUUUUUCGCCAAUAAAAAAUUUAACCAUCAUUUCGCUUCAUUCAGUUUCAGACUCCAAAGCAGGAAAAAUUAUAAUUCUAAAGCUAAGGAGUUCGACGAGUCGGCAUUUGAAGCUGAGAGGCUGAUACUGGACGCAAAGGCUCGAGAAUCAAUGGCCCAGACUUCCAAAAGAAUGAUGGAAACGAUUGCGGAAGCAGAAGAUGAUCCCAAAGCUUGGAAAUGGGUCAUCCGUAAAAGGGUUUGGGAUUUAAUGGAGGCGCAGAAUAUUGCCCAGAACCCCAGGCCCGUUCAUCAUCGGAUCCCGAACUUUAUUGGUGCCUCAGCUGCUGCCAAAAAAUUGAGUGAGCUGGAGGCAUUUGGGAUGGCAAAUUGUGUGAAGGUAAACCCGGAUUCGCCUCAAAAGCAAGUCAGGUUUAUCACUCUAUCUGAUGGCAAGAAGUUGUUGACUCCUCAACCUCGUUUGAGAACCGGUUUCUUUUCAGUACUUGAAUCCUCUAUGCUAACUCCUAGUACCAUCAACGAGGCAUGCAGUUCUGUAGGGGCUGCAAAGUAUGGAAGGCCAAUUGGAUUGGAUGAAAAGAUCAAGGUAGAUGUAAUUGUCAUUGGUUCAGUUGCUGUAGAUCCGAAGACUGGGGCUCGACUUGGCAAGGGAGAGGGAUUUGCUGAACUUGAAUAUGGCAUGCUGCGGUAUAUGGGUGCCAUUGAUGAUUCAACCCAGGUGAUCACCUCAGUGCAUGACUGUCAGUUGGUAGAUGAUAUUCCAGUUGAGAAACUGUUGGUCCAUGAUGUUCCUGUUGACAUCUUAUGUACUUCUACUCAAGUUAUUUUUACCGAUACAGCAAUCCCGAAGCCUCAAGGUAUCUAUUGGGAGAAAUUGUCUCCUGAAAAGCUGGGGCAAAUUCGGAUACUAAGAGAGCUCAAAAGCAGAAUUGAACGGGAGACUGGACAGAACCUUCCAUGUGGUCCAUCUGAGAAAUUGCCCCCGGCUGCUCGAGCAAAGCACCGGCAUUCUUAAAUAGUGAAGAUGGUAGAAGAAGAAUUCCAAUCUGAGGCAUCAAUUAAAUACAUUGAUUUCUUGGGAGUACAUAUUUUUGUACGAUGCUAAAGGUUAGACACCACUUGUUUCUCUAAAUUUCAUUCGUAGUGUAUGUAUAUAGUUUUGAGGUUUUUGAACCUAAGAGUUAAGGCUUUAGCCCAAAUGGGUCACUUGUCAAAGGGUGUAAAUUCUACUUUCUAAAUUCUCUCUAGACCUUAGCCUAUUUUGUAUAAAAAAAAAAAUAUAAAC
Messenger RNA from Durio zibethinus, 1585 nucleotides. RefSeq names its product NagB/RpiA/CoA transferase-like superfamily protein. The record is from RefSeq and is a predicted model, not a curated record. Gene Ontology annotation, cellular component: cytoplasm. NCBI's taxonomy places the organism in Eukaryota, Viridiplantae, Streptophyta, Magnoliopsida, Malvales, Malvaceae.